Messenger RNA from Monoraphidium neglectum, 1377 nucleotides. RefSeq lists its product as hypothetical. Lineage: Eukaryota; Viridiplantae; Chlorophyta; Chlorophyceae; Sphaeropleales; Selenastraceae. The transcript has 8 exons. The coding region runs from base 1 to 1377 and encodes 458 amino acids. The record is from RefSeq and is a predicted model, not a curated record.
AUGGCGUGCGUCGCAGCCGCCAUUGCGGCACUGCUGCUGAUCGUGACGCUGUCAGUAUCCGCCUCUGCGGCCCCAAGCCCCAUUGCGCCCACCUGGGCGUGCGGCAAGCUCACUGACUACUACGCUAAGGUCACCAUAGAGUGCCCGUCUGCCGAUUGUAACGCCGCUCAGCGCAACCUGGGCGGAGACUUGCUCGUCUUGGACAUCAAGAGCUACGGCAACAAGCAGUGCCAGGCUUGCAAGGACCUUGACGGCUGCAACGCAUGGGUUGUUUGCACCAAUAAGGAGGGUUGCGGCACCGGCUGCAAGGACUAUGCCAAGGGCUUCAAGGUGCCCCAGAGCUACGAUGACAAGCUGCCCCACAAAUUCUGGGGCAACUGGGGCUCCUGCCAGGGCGACAAAUGGCCGUUUGGCAUGUGCUCCCUCAAGACCAUCACAGACACCAAGGCGCCCCCUGUCACCGGCACCAACGCGGCUGACGGCUGGGUGUCUGGCAUCAUCACACAGGUCGCCCUCAGCCCCAAGUGCCCUCCCUUCUUCUCCAACAAAACUUGCGCGGCCUGCCUUGCCUCAAAGAACCCGCCCAUCUGCUUUGAUUGCAUUAAGAAGGCCAAGACACUGGACGCCCCCUUCAAGUGCACGACCUGUGCGAGCCUACCGACAGCCGCAGGCCAGGCCGCGUGCGUCACGUGCGCGGCGACGUCCGGCGACGACUGCAAGAGGUGCCUGGACGCGGACUGUUCCGACACCACCUGCAUGAACGCGCGCAUGGAGAGCGCCUCCAAGGCGCCAAACCUGGCGUCUGUCGACCAGUGCUUUGCGUGCCAGUCCGCUGCCAAGGGCGCGGCCUGCCCCAAGUGCUUCGAGUCGUACAGCGUGCCCAAGGCCAACCGCGCGGGCUGCCUGGCCUGCGUCGCGUCCAGCGCGCCGGCUGCCGCCGUGGGCUGCGCGGGCUGCCACGGCGAGAGGGUCGAGGAUCGGAAGGGCUGCUCCGACUGCCUGAAAAGGGCGCCCACCGCAGGCGCAGCCAGCGCCUGCGGCUCCUGCAGCGACCGCGGCAGCGUCCCUGCCACUCACACUGCGGCGUGCAUCGACUGCGCCGUCAAGUCGGCGUCGGAUGACGCCAGGGGCUACUGCAGCAACCUGGAGCGCGAGACGUCUAAGGAGGCGGUCGCAGCCUUUUACAGGAACGGCGUCAACCCUGCCGUGUACAAUGGCUGCUACCAGUGCGUGUCCAAGGUUUCAGCGCCAAACGGCAUCCACUGCAGCCACUGCUGGAGCGCAGACCGCGUCAAGGCCAAGACGGCGGACAAGUGUGAGGCGUGCGUACUCUCCAAGGACAAGGCAAAGGGCGAGGCCUCCAGCUGCUGGUCGUGA